Ixodes scapularis (black-legged tick) is the source of this 865-nucleotide messenger RNA. RefSeq names its product cytochrome b5. The transcript is spliced from 4 exons. Lineage: Eukaryota; Metazoa; Arthropoda; Arachnida; Ixodida; Ixodidae. Gene Ontology annotation, molecular function: heme binding. The record is from RefSeq and is a predicted model, not a curated record. Bases 186 to 686 code for a protein of 166 amino acids. Gene Ontology annotation, cellular component: intracellular membrane-bounded organelle; membrane.
UCGCGGACAGCUUAUCGGGCCUGCCAGCUGAGAGAGCGGAAGGCAUCGCGCGUUUAUAAGCUCCCACCCAUCGGACGAAGGCGGAAGACGCGCGGGGCUCGUGACCGCGCCACACGAAACAGUGACCGCUUCCUGCGACGCUGGGAGCUCGCGAGGCGUCCGGAACCCCAUGCCUGCCAAGUGGCAUGCCCACAGACGAUGCCAGCGCUUCGCCGGACGCGUCGCAGCCUCCACGGAGUCGAUUCAGCAUGCUCAAUGCUCUCAGCUCUCUGGUGGCUGCGGCCAGCACGGGUCUCCAGCAAAUUGGCGGCGCAGGGACAACCGCGUCAUCGGUCACUUCACCGCCGGCCCCGACGAGCACCACCGAGGACAACCUCAAGAGUGUGCAGCUGCCCCGGUACACCUUGAACGACGUCUGCCAGCACUGCCGCCACGACGACUGCUGGCUGGUCAUUCACAACAGGGUCUACGACGUCACCUCAUUUCUGACACAGCAUCCGGGCGGGGUGGAGAUUCUCUGGGAGCACGCUGGCAGGGAUGCCACGUUGGCCUUCAUGGGCACUGGACACACACGCGACGCUGUCGCCCUGCUGCACCAGUACUGCAUAGGGAUUCUGGUUGAGGAGGAACAUAUGAACAUUUUCAACGACGUGUCCAUGCAAGUAGCUCUGACAGCGACCUCCUAAAGGUGCGGCUAGACAACAUAGAUGCCAAAGUACCUGUCUAUGAAACAUGACCAUUUUACAAUCACUCCUCCUACGGAUCUCAUCGUACUUCGUGUACAUUUUGUUUUCUUAAUUGUACAGCGCUUAAUGCUAUUUAUUGCCUUGAUCUUUCACAAUAAAUUACGGAGAGCAUGCUUGAA